Messenger RNA from Rosa rugosa (rugosa rose), 5364 nucleotides. Its product is annotated as DNA repair protein UVH3. Gene Ontology annotation, molecular function: DNA endonuclease activity; single-stranded DNA binding. The coding region runs from base 71 to 5032 and encodes 1653 amino acids. Gene Ontology annotation, cellular component: nucleus. The transcript is spliced from 18 exons. Gene Ontology annotation, biological process: nucleotide-excision repair. Lineage: Eukaryota; Viridiplantae; Streptophyta; Magnoliopsida; Rosales; Rosaceae. The record is from RefSeq and is a predicted model, not a curated record.
ACCCACAUAUAUAAACCUCCCGGCGGUGAAGAAACUGAAAUCAGAAAGCGUUUUCAGCAAGCAAUUCGAAAUGGGAGUCCACGGUCUCUGGGAACUCCUCUCCCCCGUCGGCCGCCGCGUCUCCGUCGAGACCUUAGCCGGAAGAAGACUCGCCAUCGACGCGAGCAUAUGGAUGGUUCAGUUCAUGAAGGCAAUGCGCGACGAGAAGGGAGAGAUGGUCCGCAACGCGCAUUUGCUCGGCUUCUUUCGCCGGAUUUGCAAGCUACUCUACCUGCGGACCAAGCCGGUUUUUGUUUUCGACGGCGGAACGCCGGCGCUCAAGCGCCGCACUGUGAUCGCUCGCCGGAGACAGCGGGAGAAUUCUCAGGCUAAGCUCAGGAAAACCGCCGAGAAAUUGCUUCUCAAUCAUCUUAAGUCGGCGAGGCUGAAAGACUUGGCUGAGGAUAUUAAGAACCAGAGGGAGAAUCAAAAGAAUGAUGCCAAGGGUAAGGAAGUUUCGGAUAAAGCUGGUAGUUCGGGGAGUGGUGAUUUAGAAAUGAAUGAUUUGGCCUUGAAGCGUUGCAACCAGGAAAAGCUGGAUGAAAUGUUGGCAGCAUCGAUUGUGGCGGAGGAAGAAGGGGGUUUAACAAACAGUUUGCCAAAUACUUCUGCUGCUGUUCCUUGUGAGGAGGAAGACAAAGAAGAGGAUGAAGAGCUGAUACUCCCAGAGAUGCAUGGCGAAGUUGAUCCAGCUGUGUUAGCUGCUUUGCCUCCAUCAAUGCAACUUGGACUUCUUUUGCAGAAAAAUAAGCAGGCGAAUGAUGCCAAGGGUAAAAAGAUUAUGUCAGAUCCCACUGAGGUAGUGGGAAUCAACUCAGAAAAAUCUGAUGCGGUAUUGAGGACUGUUGAUCAAGAAAAGCUAGACGAAAUGAUUGCAGCAUCUAUUGCGGCAGAGACAGAUGCUAGUGUAACUAAUAAUGCAUCAACAUCAACAUCAACAUCAACUGCUUCUGUUCUUGUUGAUGAGGAUGUCAAUGAAGAGGAAGAUGAUGAAGAUGAAGAGAUGAUACUGCCAGCAAUGCAUGGUGAUGUUGAUCCAGCUGUAUUAGCAGCAUUGCCCCCAUCGAUGCAACUUGAUCUUCUUGUUCAAAUUAGAGAGAGAUUGAUGGCGGAAAACAGACAAAAGUAUCAGAAGGUCAAAAAGGACCCUGAAAAGUUCUCCGAGCUACAAAUACAAUCUUACCUUAAAACUGUUGCUUUCCGUCGCGAGAUAGAUCAUGUGCAGAAAGCUGCUUCUGGAAGGGGGUUUAGUGGUGUCCAGACAUCACGGAUAGCCUCUGAAAGCCACAGAGAAUUUAUCUUCUCAUCAUCAUUUACUGGUGAUAAACAAGUACUUACCGCUGCAAGAGCUGAUAGAAGUGGAGACAAACAACAAGCACCAAAAGAGCAUUCUUCAAAGGUCAAGAAUACUGUUCCAUCUACCAAUAAUGUGACUGGAUCAACCCCUGAAGAAUCCCGAAGGGUUUUUGAUGAUAACAUUGAGACAUAUUUGGAUGAGAGGGGCAAUGUUAGAGUCAGUAGAGUAAGAGCUAUGGGGAUCCGCAUGACCCGUGAUUUACAAAGGAAUUUGGAUCUGAUGAAAGAGAUGGAACAAGAGAAAACCAAUGCAAACAAGGUAACCAAUGCUGGGAAUGUGCUAACUAGAAAUAACACUGGCAGCAUUUUGAGAAGGUCCCCGAGUAAUGGAACACUCAAAGAAACAUCACGCGGUGAUAACGGGGAUCUUGAUAACACUGCUGUGCCAAAAAGUCUUCCUGGUCAAAACAAGGUUGGGGAAUCCUCACUCAGUGAUAAUAACUUGAAUGAGAGAAAUCAUCAGUGCAUUUCAAAACUUGUUACUCCUAUAGAGAUAUCCAUUGAAGACGAUGGUGAUGGAAAGCCUUUUGAUGCUGAAGAUGAUCUAUUUGUUCGUUUAGUAGCAGGUAAUCCUGUAACUAUUUCUUCAGCUAAUGAUACUGUAAAAGAACAAUUUUCUGGUUCUGAUUCAGACUGUGACUGGGAGGAGGGGACUGUAAAAAGUAGUAGUUUUCCUGUUGAUAGUGAAUUGAAAAUUAGUUCCUCUGAUUUGAAAGCCAACAAUAGUGAUGACAGUGAAGUGGAAUGGGAGGAAGGAUUUUCUGGAAUUACUGAAAAUACCUCAUCUUACCCUGGCAGAAAAACAACAUCUAAAGGUUAUGUUGAAGAAGAAGCUGAUUUGCAGGAAGCAAUAAAGAGGAGUCUCGAGGAUAUAGGGGAUGAGAAGUGUAGUCGUGCAUCAUUGGAAGAUGGAAAGUUGAAACCUCUUGGAGAAGAGGUUCAAAAAUUUAGUGGAUAUAUUGAUAGAGAAACCAAGAUGGUUGACCCAGUUUUGUUUAGUACCCAACUAAAUGGAUCAGUUGUUGAUGGAUUUGCAAAGCUGAAUGGUGUAAGAUACUUAGGCUCUUCUUCAGAACAAGUAAUGCAGGAUGCAAGUGAAAGGGUCAAUUUGCAUGGAGAAAUGCAAUCCACAGUAUCUUUUACUCCUUCAGGCACAAAGGAGGUCCAUGCGAUGAGGGAACAAGUCUUGGGUACUUUAAAUGAGGGUGGUGGCAUAUCUACUGUUCCUAAUGUGUGUGAAAAUAUUAAUGCUGAUAAUUCUUACAGUUUGUGUGGUAACGUUACUCAUUGGGUUGAUGACCAGAAGAAUGAUAUUGAAACAGAAUCGUCAUGUCAUUUGGUUGAAAUGGCAAACCCUUCUUCCAUAGUGGAGUCAUUGCCAAACAAGAUGACAAACGAAUUUGAUGAUCAUAGAAAAUGGGAUAAGGAAAAGAGUCAUGACAGUUUUUCUCAGGAAAUUAAUCACAAUUUGGAAAAAUCUCCUGUUAAGGGUAUUGGUAAUGCAGAUAUUGAAGUCAUGGAAGCUAAUUUGGAGGAGGAAAUGCUAAUUUUAGACCAAGAGUGUAUGAAUCUGGGAGAUGAGCAGAGAAGGCUUGAACGUAAUGUAGAAUCCGUAAGCAGUGAGAUGUUCACUGAAUGUCAGGAGCUGUUGCAAAUGUUUGGUAUACCAUACAUUAUUGCACCGAUGGAAGCAGAAGCUCAGUGUGCAUAUUUGGAACUUGCAAACCUUGUUGAUGGUGUUGUGACCGAUGACUCUGACGUGUUCUUGUUUGGGGCGCGAAGUGUUUACAAAAAUAUUUUUGAUGAUCGAAAAUACGUUGAGACAUAUUUUAUGAAGGACAUUGAGAGUGAGCUUGGCUUAACGAGAGAGAAGCUAAUUCGUAUGGCACUUCUUCUUGGGAGUGAUUAUACUGAAGGGGUUAGUGGGAUUGGCAUUGUCAAUGCUAUUGAGGUUGUGAAUGCAUUUCCUGAGGAGGAUGGCCUCCAUAAAUUUCGGAAUUGGAUUGAAUCACCUGAUCCUACCAUUCUAGGUAAGUUGGACGCAGAGUCUGGAUCAAGUGCCAGGAAAAGAGGGUCAAAGUUUGGGAAGAAUGAUACAAAUAAUACAAAGAGCCAUAUGGAUGAAGUCUCAGAUUUUGAGAAAAGCAAUUGUCAAGAUCAAGAACACAAGCAGUCAGAUGAUCCGACUGAGGGUGUGAAGCAAAUUUUCAUGGAGAAGCAUAGAAAAGUGAGCAAAAAUUGGCAUAUUCCCCUAUCUUUUCCAAGUGACACAGUUACUUCUGCUUAUACUUGUCCACAAGUGGACAAGUCAACUGAGCCUUUCACAUGGGGAAAGCCAGAUCAUUUGGUUCUUCGCAAAUUGUGCUGGGAAAAGUUUGGUUGGGUUAACCAGAAGUCAGAUGAACUGCUAGUGCCUGUUCUGAAAGAGUACAACAAACAUGAGACUCAACUGCGGCUGGAAGCUUUUUACACGUUCAAUGAAAGAUUUGCAAAAAUACGUAGCAAGAGAAUCAAGAAAGCUGUCAAAGGUAUCACUGGAGAUCAACCUUCGGAAUUGAUGAAUGCUGCUUCACAAGAAGGUUCUAAUAGUAGAAAGAAGAGAAGUGUAAGUACUGAUGAAGCUGGGGUUGACAAUUCAGAUAAAUCUUUAGUUGGAACAGAGAAAACCACAGUUAGAAAUCAGAGCAAUUCUAAGGGGAAAUCAACUCGUAAGCAAUCAAGUAAAAGGCAGACUGCUGAGGGCAGACAAACCAAUAGAAAAUCAGUUGCAAAUGGAAGAGGCAGAGGAAGAGGAAGAGGUACAAGCAGGGUACUGGGAAGAGGAAAGAGAAAAGUAGAUUCCAGCUCUCCAGAAACUCAAAACACUUCUAAUGAUGGUGAAGAAGAUGAUGAGUUGGAAGUUCAUAUGGCAACAUUUGAAAGCUCGGAGGAAGUGCGCAGGUCUGGGCGGUUGCGGAAGCCUGUGAAUUACAGAGUCAAUGACAUGGAAAUUGAUGAUCUGGAUCACACUGAUAGCAGAGUUUCCGAAGUAGAUGCAGGGAAACAAAGUCUAUUCAAGGCCGACGGUAUAUGUGAUGAAAUUGUUUUAGGUGUCAAUGAAAAGAAACAGGAGAGUGCAGGGAAGUUGUCUCCAAAGGAGGGCCAGCGUAAAGAUUACCUUGAGUUAGGGGGUGGGUUCUGCCCCUCUGAAGAUGAAACUAGUGAACCAGGUUUGAGCAAUGUUGAUCAACAUUUUCAGGGUGAUGUUUCUGAAGACAACAUUCAAAUGGUAGGGGGAUUUAGGGGAAAUGAAAAUGAGUUUGGUACUAACCGAGAUGGAAUUCAUGAUCUAGCUACAGCUACUACUGUAUCGGGAAAUGGCGACCUUUCUGAUUUCUCUUGUUUCCUCGAUGAAGCUGAUGUUGGUGAUAUGUCAGUUCAAUCCAAUCUUCCCACAAAAAGACCGUUAGUGGGAUUACCAGGUAGUGGGAGGACAUCUGCCUAUGAUUCCGAACAGAGCUUAAAUCAUUAUACGAGUAAUGAUCAUUCCAUGUCCAGUGUGUCGCCACAGGAGAAUACAGUAGAUAAUUCUAGACAGCCACCUAUUGGAGGUCUAAGUGCGAUGCCAUUUCUAAGGAAAAAAAGGAGGAAGAGUUGAGGCUACGUAUUUUUUAAAUGUAAAUAUUCGUUGUAAAGAGGAAGACUAUUUUGCUUAAUGAAGUUUCUAUGUUGUUCCAGUUGGAUGAAAUGCCAGAAUGUAUAAUCAGGGUUGUGAGGUUGGUUUAGUGGUGGUGAUUACUUGACUUGAACUUCAGCAACCUACAAGUUUUGAUAUCAAUCUUCAACCCACCUUGGUAGCUAGCAGGUUUUUUCCAUUAUGUGGCCUUUGAUACUUUGGCACUAUCAUUCAAUAUGUGAAUGAUGAAUUAACAAUCUUCUUGGACAGGUUGCCAAGUUAAUUAAGAGAAAAUUUGUUGGGUCUUUUCAUAA